CGGUGCGCGCUCCUCACUGAACCCCUUCCUCCGCGGGAGCUGUCGUAGCGCGGACUCGCGCCGGAGGCCAGCGCCGGGCCACGCUCCGGCAGAAACAGCGUUGGGGACUCGACUGCCCGCCGUUCCACACAGGAGCACUGUCUGCGCACAGAGCAGGGAAGUGGAACGUCCCACCAGCGCCUGUGGAAAACUGGGACGUCGGUCAUCACCUCAGCAGCUAGGCGCCGUUCCCCAGACAACGGGCGCGGCGCCUGCGCACAUCGCUCUUGUGCCGCCAGCAUUGCUGGCCGCUUUCCCGAAGCCUGCGCACCUAGCUCCUCCAGCACCUCGGCCCCGCCCACGCGCUGGCGGUCCCUAGAGCGGAAGCUCCCUGAGCGGAAGCGGAAGUGGGCGAGCAGCUGCUGCGGGACUGAAGUCUGAGCGGGCGUUUCUCUGGCCCUGCUGGCGCAUCUCUAGAUCCUGCCAGGAGUCCGGCCAUGGGUGUGAGAGGCUUGCACGGGUUUGUGGGAAGUAGCUGCCCGCAUGUGUGCACGGAGGUGAACUUCCGGGAGCUGGCUGAGCGGCACCGCAGUGAGCACCCAGGCUGCAUCCCCACCAUCGUCGUCGACGCCAUGUGCUGCCUCAGGUACUGGUACACUCCCGAGUCCUGGGUCUGUGGCGGCCAGUGGAAGGAAUACUUCUCUGUCCUGGAAGACUUUGUGCGAACAUUUACCUCUGCUGGCAUCAAGCUGGUGUUCUUCUUCGACGGCAUGGUGGAGCAGGACAAGCGAGACGAGUGGGUGCGGCGGAGACUCAAGAACAGCAGGGAGAUAGCUAGGAUCUUCCGCUACAUCAGGGCACGUGGGGAGCAGCCUGGCAGGAACAUGUUCUUCAUCCCCUCGGGGCUGGCCAUAUUCACACGCUUCGCUCUGAAGACCCUGGGUCAGGACACAAUGUGCUCCCUGCAGGAGGCUGACUACGAGGUGGCCUCUUACGGUCUCCAGAAUAACUGUCUGGGGAUUCUCGGAGAAGACACCGACUACCUGGUUUAUGACACCUGUCCCUACUUCUCCAUCAGUGAGCUCUGCCUGGACAGCCUCACCACCAUCAUGCUCUGCAGGCAGAAGCUCUGUGCGAGCCUGGACCUCGGCCUGCCGGACCUCCCUCUCCUGGCCUGCCUGCUAGGCAAUGACAUAGUCCCAGAGGGCACAUUCGAGACCUUCCGGUACAAGUGCUUGUCUUCCUACACCUCCGUGAGAGAGAACUGUGACAAAAAAGGCAGUGUUGUCUUUGCUGUGGCAGACCACAUAUCUAAAGUUCUUCGCUUACAUCAAGGUGAGAAAAAGCUAGAAGAGAUGUUACCUUUGGGACCAAACAAAGCUCUUUUCUAUAAAGCAAUGGCAUCAUAUCUGUUGCCAGGACAGAAAUCUCCAUGGAUUUCCCAAACACCCAAAUCUGUAACAACUUUGGACAAGCAAGAAGUUCCCAUGAGUUCAGACCCUGAUUCCAAGCAAGAAGUGCCAAUGAAUUUGGAGUCCGAAAUCAAGCAGCAAGUAACCAUGGUUUCAGACACUGAAAUCUUAGAGGUUGCCAGAGCCCAUCACGUGCAGGCAGAGAGCUACCUGGUGUACAGCAUCAUGACCAGCGGGGAGGUCGAGUGCAGCAACACCCUAGAGGAUGCGCUGGACCAGGCCCUGCCCAGCCAGGCCUUCGUGUACCGCCCGGUGCGGCAGCGCGUCUACUCCCUCCUGCUGGCGGAUGGCCAAGGUGGUGCUGGCAGCUGCCCCCCUGUCCGGGAGUGGUUUGUCUACGCGGGGAACUCCCUGAGACACCCGGACCUGGUCAGGCCUCUGCAGAUGAGCAUCCCAGGGGGCACACCUAGUCUGAAGCAGCUGUGGCUGAGCCAGGAGCCUGGGACCCAAGCGCGGCGCGUGGACGUGCUCCUCGCCUGCCUCGACCUCUCCUCCUCCAGGGAAGAGCUGCAAGCCUUGGAGAGCCCCUUCCGGAUGCUGUGCUGCCUCCUCAUCUACCUGUUCGUGCAGGUAGACACGCUGUGCCUGGAGGACCUGCACGCUUUCAUUGCUCAGGCCUUGUGCCUCCAAGGAAAGUCGGCUGGGCAGCUCGCAGACUUGCAGCUUGAUUAUGUCGACCCCCGAGCCGUGCAGCUGGGCUCCCUGCUGGUCCGCGGCCUGACCACACUGGUGCUGGUCAACAGUGCCUGCGGCUUCCCCUGGAGGACAAGCGAGCUCAUGCCCUGGAACGUGUUUGAUGGGAAGCUGUUUCACGAGAAGUACCUGCAGUCUGGAAAAGGUUUCUCCGUGGAGGCCCUGGUGGAGCAGAACAGGUCUCGGCUCACCAGGUUCCACCAGCUGAAGUCCGCCGUGUGCAAGGCCUGCCUGGGGGAGGGCCGGCACAUUGUCAGCCAGCAGCUCUGGAGGCCCCACCACGCAGGGAGAUGGGGAAGACAGGGACCCAGCUCCCACAGGAUGAGCUCCGGGCAUAGCCGGUCCAGCCAAGGACAGCACUGGAGAGACCAGGGCUCAGGAAGCAGACACCACGAGACUGACCCCUGGAGAAGACACACACCGUCCUCUGGACUACCCGGCGACCCCCAUGAUAACCAUUUCCCGUCGUGACAUCCCGGUUCCAGCUGGUUGGUGGACCUUUGUGUUCAGGACGCUCUCCUGUGCUGCUCAGUGGGCACCACUUUUCCACGUUGGAGAGACCAGUGGGGUGCGCUGUCUGGAAUCGUGUUUUAUGAAUCAUCUCUGCAGUCGAGUCUUCUGAUGGAAGGUCCCUGUAAAAAUCAGUUUUUAAGUGAAAAUAAAACAGUGUCUUUACCACUCAAAAUUAAACAUAACUUCACAGUUCUUUGAUCACUUAGACAGCACAUCACCCCCCAGUAUGCUGGGAUCUUUGUGAAGAAAACCGUGUGGAGUGUGGUCCCCUGUGUUGCCCACACCUGCUGCGAUGCUCACGUGAUGUCACUCCUCCGUUCUGGUGGCAGCUCGUGCCCUGGGUUUGCUGAGCUCUCCUGCAUCCAGGGCGUGAGCACCAGUGACCGUGGCGUGUGACCCUCUCCUGGGCUGUGGGGUUUGUGUGUGAGGGCUGUUUGUCGGGGUCUUGGCCUGCACCGUCCUUUCCUUUCAGAGUCCUUGUCUGGCUCAGGUAUCGGGGUGAUGCUGGCCUUGUGGCAGGAGUUUGGAAGCGUCCUUCUCCUUGAGUUUUUUGGACUACUUCAAGGUUUGGCGUGACAUUUUUUUUAAUGUUUGGUAGAAUCUGGUCCUGAGCUUUUGUUUUCUGGGAGGUUUUUGAUCACUGGUCAAGCUCCUGUCUCACAGACUGGUCUGUUCAGACUUUGUUUCUUUGUGACUCAGUCUUGAAAGGUUGUAUGUUUCUAGGGACACGCCCGUGUCUUCCAGGUGCCCGGUGGCUGGUGUGUGACUGUUCCCUCAGGAUCCUUUGUAUUUCUGCUACUCGCUGUGAUGCCCCCUUUUCUGUUCGUAAUUUUAUUUAUUUGAGUCAUCUCUCUUCUUCUCUUGGUUAGUUUGUCAAUUUUGCAUAUCUUUUCAAAAGACUAACUUAGUUUUCUUGAUCUUUUUUUAUUGUCCUUGUCUGUGUAUUACUAAUUCCUGCUCUCACCUUUAUUAUUUCCUUCGUUCUGCUGUCUUUGGGCUUCGCCUGUUCUUUCUCUAGGUCUUUGAGGGGCAGAGUUAGGUUGUGCGUUUGAGAUCAUCCUUUUCUUUGAAUGUAGGUGCUUACCGCUACAGACGUCCCUCUUAGAACUGCCUCCUGUGGGGUUUUGUGUGUUGUGUGUCCAUUUCUCUUUGUCUAGACAUACUUUCUAAUUUCCUUUUUAUUUCUUCCUUGACCCAUUAGUUCUUUAAGAUCAUGUUGUUUUAUCCCCACAGAUUUGUGAGGUCUCCAGUUCUCCUCUAGUUUCAUAGCUCUGUCACCAGAAAAUACGCUUGACAUGACUUAAGCCUUAUUAACUCUUCCAGGCUCCUGUGCUGCCCCACACGCGCCCUGUCUUGGGGCACCGUGUGUGCUCGGGAAGAUGUGUGUCCUGCCACCUGCUGGGCAACACGGCUGCAGCACAGCCCCCUCUGAGGCGUCCACCCUGUCGCUUGGACAGUUGUCACUUGCCCCUCGCGGAGCCCUCUGAGGCCUGCGUGGAUCUUCAGCACUCACACUUCUUUGCUUUCAUCACAGAAAACUCUUUCGGGGCCAGAGUCCCCAGCCAGAGUAGCAUUCCAGUGCAGGAGGAAAAGGUCACACGUUUUCAGGAGUCAGGAAACUUCGGCCUGCAGACCCUUCCAGAAGAAAACACUCCAGCAGGAUGGGCCUGCCAUCGCAGCAGAACGCACAGCCUCACUGACGUCCCAAAGGGGGAAGGGAGGGUAAAGAGUGUUUUAAGAAAUAAUGGCUGACAAGUUUCCCAAAUUUGAUUAAAGACAUGAACCUACAGAUCCAGGAAGCUCAACCAGCUCCAGCUACGAUGAGCUCAGCCCACAGGACACACUGCAACCCAGUCCUCGGGGACUGGAGACUGAGAUGGGGUCUUCAGGACGCUCAAGGGAAGUGGCUCCUUAAAGGCAG
Messenger RNA from Artibeus jamaicensis (Jamaican fruit-eating bat), 4578 nucleotides. It is a transcript of the gene FAM120B, whose product is annotated as family with sequence similarity 120B. The transcript has 11 exons. Gene Ontology annotation, cellular component: nucleus. Bases 477 to 2615 code for a protein of 712 amino acids. The record is from RefSeq and is a predicted model, not a curated record. Lineage: Eukaryota; Metazoa; Chordata; Mammalia; Chiroptera; Phyllostomidae.